CUAGAUGGCAUGGUAAACCCAUCGAAAACAUUGCCCGACGCCAUUUUGUGAUAUCUUAAGGAAAGAGAGAUCGAAACUGAAGCAUUACUUGUCUUUUUUCUCCAUUUUACAAGGGUAAAAUCAAGUCCUCCAUUUGCCUCAACUUGCACAUGCUGUGUUGAUUGCUUGAAGAAUUUAUUCAUCUUUCUAUAUCAUAUUAGGUUAUACCAGUAGUCAAGAUGGCCGCCGGCCCGUACAACUACAGUUAUAUUUUCAAAUACAUCAUCAUUGGUGACAUGGGUGUUGGCAAAUCCUGCUUGCUCCAUCAGUUCACAGAAAAGAAAUUUAUGGCAGACUGCCCUCAUACAAUAGGAGUGGAGUUUGGAACAAGAAUUAUUGAGGUUGCUGGCCAGAAGAUCAAGCUGCAGAUCUGGGACACGGCUGGGCAGGAGAGGUUCCGAGCAGUCACUCGCAGCUACUACAGGGGGGCGGCCGGGGCACUCAUGGUCUACGACAUCACCAGGAGGAGCACCUACAACCACCUGAGCAGUUGGUUGACGGACGCCAGAAACCUCACCAACCCAAACACAGUUAUUUUCCUGAUCGGCAACAAGUGCGACCUUGAAGCCCAGCGAGACGUUACAUACGAGGAAGCCAAACAGUUUGCAGAAGAAAAUGGCUUGAUGUUUCUUGAGUGCAGUGCUAAAACUGGAGAGAAUGUAGAGGAUGCUUUCUUAGACACAGCAAAGAAAAUCUACCAGAAUAUACAAGAUGGCAGCCUGGACCUGAAUGCGGCUGAGUCCGGAGUACAGCAUAAGCCAGCCACACCACGCAACGCCCUCAAUACGGAUCAGACCCCCAACAAAGAGGGCUGCGCCUGCUAGUUAACAAGCCAGGCUGGCAUCUUAACAAGCAUUGGUUCUGCCUUCAAUUCAGUCAUUCCAGCGCCAACUGUCCACUGCUUGUAUGCAUACAGCAGUACGCACGAUGCAGUGUCGAUAUCAAUAGCUGACAGUUGCCGACAGCGUUCAUCCUCCACGUCAUCAUCACCAUCACAGGAUGUGACCCCAGCAUCAUCAACGUCUUCACACAUCCAAUUGGCUCUUACACCAGUUUGUUCCAGCCAAUCAGAGAUCAUUCAAGUAUUCAAGCUGGGUAAUUUGCUAUGUUCAUAACUGCAAUCUGAUUGGUCAGUACUAGUUUGAAUGGAGCUCAUUUGCCAGCUAUUACAAGUUGAUGUUGUAGCUGAUUGGUCAGUUCUUUGAAUGCUUGCAGCUGAUCGGAUGUGUGAGGACUGAUGUCACUUCUCUUUAUGUUCAUCUAUCUCUUACUGUUGUCAGACAUGGACACAGGUAACCUAAGUCUAUAACAUACACUUGAAGUUUAUACAUCAAUAUCUCACAAAUUAUGAAUUCUAAUUUGAAAGGUGAGAUUGCUUGAGUGAUGGUCAUGAGCAUUUUCAUUUCAGUAACCAUAAUGCUUAUCAUUUGAUUUAUUUAUAUUUUGUUAUAUUCCUGAUGAUUGUUCAAAAUGACAUUAAUUUUUUAAUAUAGCAUGAAAAUCAGUUAUGAAUUUUCUGUGAACCGAAAAUACUGGAGUAUCUACGUUAUUGAAUAAAUAAACCUAAAGGGAAGAUUCCGCUACUCUUCAGUCCAUGCCAAUUGAUAAUUAGUUGGUUUUAUUUAUUUUUCUGAAAGACAGGUCCAGUGUGUUUAUUCUUGGAUUAGCCUAAAACUCAGAACAAACUUAAAUAUCAUGUUUAUCAGUUGAAAUAUAUUGGUAGUACUUUGAAGACCCUGCUCUGGAGAAGUUACAAAUUGUUCAUUACUCUAGGAUGAAGCAUUAGCCUCCUCUCCAUCUUCUGUUCCUAAGUUUGUGUGUUUGUCGGGUCAGUGGUUGUUGUGUGUGUAGAUACAACGUUGUUUACCUCUGCUGAGUGCAGGGUUGGUAGACAACCCAAUUGUGCUAUAGUGUAAAGUUUGUUUUUGUUAUGCUCAAGAUCAUUAUGUAUUGUUUCAUAUUUAUUAUUGGGGACUGAGCAAUGUAUAGCAGUUGUAUAUAGCUUAUUGUGACGCUUACCUUACGCAACCCACUAGACAGGCACAUGCUUAGUUUUAAAUCUAUGUAAAUUGUACAGUGUCCAUCACAUAUUUCAUAGAGGUGAACUUUCAGAAUGAUCAGUGAUAGAAGGGGCAAAUAUAUGUAGUCAUGACACUGAUGAUAUCUAAAUUGGACAAAAAUGAAACAAUUUGGAUUUUAAAAAAUAUGCUACUUUAAAGAAGCUAAAGAACACCCAAUUCUUCAUAUUACAUGUUUCAUGGCAUGACAGAAUAACAAGUAAUAUUAAUGAAUUAGGUGUUCUUUAACUUCUUUGGAGUAGUAUAUCUGUGUACCCAAGAUGCUUCUAUUGAAUUAGAUAUUUUACCUUUAUCACGAUGAACAUGCUGCUUAGAAGGUUAUAAUGAUCUCUGACGCUUUAGUAUUUAUUGUCGUUACUUUCGUCAGUCAACUUUUCAUGUAUAUUUUUGUUAAAAGGACAUCCAGUAAUCUUUACUGGAAACAAAUUCACAAGGUGUUUGUUUAAGGGGCACCUGUGAGGGCACUUAUUCUACAGUCACCCAGGACGAGUGAUCAUGCCAGUGUGCAGGAUCACAAGCCCACUUGGAAAUUGUUAAAUGCCAGUUCUUCCCACUGGAAGAUGACAUGAAGUCUGAAAUAUAUAAACGUGAGGGGGCACAGGGUGUCCAAUCAUCUGAGGUGCUGCAAUUCACUGUGCAGAGUUAUGUCCUUUGAACACGCCAGAAAGCUAUGAUUGUGGUUUCGAAUCCAGGUUCGCCCCUUUUAUGAUUCUAGGUUUGUCAGCACCAUACCUGUGCUCGUGGGCUUCACCAAAGUGGUAAACGUCUGAGACCUGCAUCACUUUGGGCUUUCCUCCCACAUAAAGCUGUCACAUGGUGAUAAAACUGGAUACUGUUUAAAUCGGCAUUAAACCCAAUUCACUCAGUUUAAUCUUUAAUACAUAAUCAUUGUCAUGGCAUACCAGUGACAGAAAAGCUGUUUGUUAUUUGGGUGUUCAUGUUCAUGUUGCCCCUACACUUGGCAGUCCUAAGGUGAACUGUUUGAUAAUGUUAUCAGGUAGAGUUUCACAAAGUGGUAGUUGUGAUUAAUGGAUAUUACUAUGUACUCUUGCUCUUGUAGCCAUUCGAAGUAUGAGAGGCCCAGUAAUCUUAGGCUGUCAUUUGUUGUGACGACUUGUGCCCAUUAGCCAUUUUAAAUUCCAUCUCAGUAACGAUCCUUGAUUGUGAUGCUUGGUUUGUCAGCUCCAUAGCCACUCCUUGGUUUCAUCAAAGUGUUGAAUGUCUACAACCUGUAUCACUUUGGGCUCUCCUCCACGUUAAGCUGACAUUGAUAUGAGUGAAAUAACUGGUCGGCUUCAAGCCUAAUUCACCACUCACUGACAGUUGUUCCAUUAUUUCUGGAAACCACAUCCCAAACUUCCCCCAAAUACCACCAAUCUGUUUAUAAUGUCAGUGUUGCUAGGAUCAGUUUGUGUGACGAUGACAUUGUGGUCCAUGUUGAUGCAGAUGGAGCUUCAUAUUGAAAACACCACCAUCAGGCCCAGGAAGCCUGUGUUGCUCACAAAUUAGCAUCAUGGGUUUCUUGCAGGUAUCAAUCUGUAGCACUGGAGGUGUAUAGCACAGCUUAAUACUGAUGAUUUCAUUUCCAAAUGCGUCACGUUCUGGUCAUGAAACACUAUCUAUCCAAAUUGUUUUGAUCUUAUUAUUCAUGUUACUCAUGUAUUAACUUCUGUUGGUAGUAGUGAAGUAUUUGUCACCUACAGAUAAUGCAAGCCUCAGUUGUGAGGAUGAGGCUAGGUGAGAGUUGUUUCCCUUUAUUUUGUUACUGUAGACCUCUGCACAUUGUUUGAAUCUUGCAUUUGAGAAGUAAUUAUGUAAUCUCUUGUGAUAUGAAUACUUGUGUCUGCUAACAUAGUACAGUCAAUUACUUCUUCUUUCUAUAGUCAUGUGUUCACCUGAGUAUGUACUUGCAGUCCUUCAAUAACCCAGUUUCAUAACAGUGAGAUUAAAUGUCAAUUCUGAUGUACAAAACAUUUCAAAAAUAAAUCAUAGCAAAAUAUCAAUUUAACUGUGGUAUCAUGAAUAUAUUUGUUAUGGUUAUUAUAAACAAUGAAAUAAUUUAUAAGAUGUUGUAGGAAUCUGUACUAGUAAGGUUUGUUUUACAGUGUUAAGUGGUGAUGUUUUCCAAACAACUACUUUUCUAGUCUGGUUGCAUCACAAGAUGUUUUAAUAAUCACGGUUUACGGUAAUGGUUGAAAUUACUAUUUUAUGCAUAUUGUGCAUAUAUCUUGCAUAUGUCCUAGUUAAGUUAUUAAGUGAUGGGUGAUACCAGAGAGGAAGAUUGCUUUUGUGAUGUGAUUAGAAAAUUCUAUUUUUGAUCAACAUUGAGAAAUGAGAUUGUAAGACGUAAACUGUUGUUGCUUCAAGAUACAAUACAAACAAAGAACAUGAAAUCAGAGUGACAAGGCCGGUUGAUACAUUGUAACAAUAACUUUGUCAUAUUAAGGCAAAAAUGCCAAAACUAUCUUUUAUUUCACCCAAAAUAUUUUUAAUGUUUUAAAUCCUUUAUGAUAAUUCCAUCAGAUAUUAUUAACAAUGUAACAGGUUAUUGUCACAAUCCUCCAGCAAAGCUACCUGUUACAGUGAAUUUUUGACAUAGUUAUCCCUGAGUAAUUAAAGCAUUAAGUUCAUCUGUUCAACGGCCUUGUUCACAAAAUGGUGUAUAAUGUGGAAGAUGUCAUUGGCACUGUAGGUAAAAAACAGCCUCCCUCGAAUCUGAAGAGGACAAUAUGCACUGGUUGUCAAUUCCAAUGUGAUAUUCUUGUACUUCUGCUGUGUUGUGUAAAUUCUCUUUCAUGCAAUAGUAGGUAGCACUCGAUAAUUGGGCAUAUGAAAGACAUAAUAUAAACUACAAGUAAUAAAGAGAUGAUGUAUAUAAAGUGA
Molecule: messenger RNA, 5000 nt
Organism: Haliotis rufescens (red abalone)
Lineage: Eukaryota; Metazoa; Mollusca; Gastropoda; Lepetellida; Haliotidae
Product: ras-related protein Rab-14
Exons: 9
Coding region: 219-863 (214 amino acids)
Biological process (GO): endocytic recycling; phagosome maturation; Golgi to endosome transport
Cellular component (GO): phagocytic vesicle; trans-Golgi network; recycling endosome
Molecular function (GO): GTP binding; GTPase activity
Source: RefSeq, a predicted model, not a curated record